GCAUUCAUAAACGGAUAUGAUAACCCAGCACUGAAAGCACCGGAGCAACGACAACAGUCAGCUCUGACCAUGGCGGAAGAGGACGACGCGAGGAUUCGGAUUUUACAGAGCCUGCGGGGGAAAAUAUGUGAAGCUAAGAACCUGGGUCCAGUCUCAGGUCCAAAUCGCCAAAGGGACCUCUGUACCUUUUGCACCAUAAGUCUGGAUCAGGAAGAGGUGUUUCGCACCAAGGUGUUUGACAAGAGCGUCAGCCCUUUCUAUGGAGAGGACUUCUACUUUGAGAUCCCACGUCCAUUUCAGUGUUUAUCCUUCUAUGUUUAUGCCAAGAGCGUUUUCCAAAGGGACCUACCUGUUGGCAAGGUAUCAAUCCGAAAGGAUGACCUGUGUAAAUACAGUGGGAAGGAGCACUGGUUUAGCCUUCAGCCAGUAGAUCCUAACUCAGAAGUCCAGGGUAAGGUUCACCUUGAGAUGCGAUUGAAUGAAGUGAUCACAGAGAACGGCUCAGUAGGACAGCACUUACUAGUCCGGAUAAUAGAGUGCCAGGAGCUGCCUUUGAUCAGUGGGCAGAACUGUGACCCCUAUGCCACCGUGUCACUCGUCGGACCUGCCAGGUCUGACCAAAAGAAAACAAAGGUAAAGAAGAAAACCAGCAACCCUCAUUUUGAAGAGACCUUCUUCUUUGAGGUCACACGGUCCAGCAGCUACUCUAAAAAGUCUCAUUUCCAAGUGGAAGAAGAGGACAUUGAAAAACUUGAGAUCAAAGUUGAUUUGUGGAACAAUGAGAAUCUGGCUCAGGAUGUGUUUCUGGGGGAGACGCGGGUCCCUGUCAAGAUCCUGCGAAAAGACCGCAUCCACAAAGCCUGGUAUCUCCUCCAGCCUAAAGGGAACGGCAGCAAGUCCAAGUCUGAUGACUUAGGAUCCUUGCGUCUGAAGCUGACCUACAUAGAAGACACGGUGCUGCCAUCUGCCUUCUACACACCACUCUGCAACCUGCUGCUCAAAUCCCCAGACGUGAAGCCCAUCUCAGCAUCAGCAGCACACAUCUUGGGGGACAUCUACAGAGAGCGGUACGAGGCUGUUCUGCCCAUGGUUCGACUACUGCUCCACCACAAUCGCUUUGUGCCUUUUGUGUCUGCUGUGGCAGCGCUAGAGCUGGACAACACUCAGGAGGCUAACACUAUAUUCCGUGGCAACUCACUGGCAACACGCUGCAUUGAUGACAUGAUGAAGAUUGUGGGAAAGAAUUACCUGGCGGUUACCCUGAAGCCUGUAAUAGAUGAGAUUUGUGAAUCCAACAAAACGUGUGAGAUAGACCCCAUUAAACUAAAGGAAGGUGACAACGUAGAGGUCAACAAGGAGAACCUACAGGGUUAUGUCCAGAAGGUCUUUUCCUCCAUCACCCAGUCCAGUUCGAGCUGUCCCCCACUCAUGUGUGAUGUCUUCAGGUCACUGAGACACUUGGCCUGCAAACGUUUCUCAGCUGACCCACAUGUUCAGUACUCAGCUGUCAGCAGCUUUGUGUUCCUGCGGUUCUUCGCCGUUGCUGUCCUUUCUCCACACUCCUUCCAACUCCGUUCCCAUCAUCCUGAUCCUGAGAUAUCCCGCACACUCACUCUCAUCUCAAAAACCAUCCAGACUCUGGGCAGCUGGGGUAGUUUGUCCAAAAAACUGUCUAGUUUUAAAGAAACCUACAUGUAUGACUUCUUCAAAUCAUUCCAAGAAGACAAGUGUAUUGAAAAAGUUAAAAAGUUUCUCGACGAGAUCUCCUCUGACGUCAGCAAGGAGUCUAGUAGGCUGGAGGACGCAGUGGUUCUCAAGGAGGGGGAAGUACAGAAACGUGCCCAGGGGAGAAAACGUCUUGGAAAGAAAAACUUCAAAAAGAGAUGGCUCAGAGUGACCAACAGGGAGCUCUCCUACCACAAACAUAAAGGGAAAGAGGCCCUCUGCAUCAUCAAUGUCAAAAAUAUCCAGGCGGUGGAGAAACUGGAUGAAAGUGCCUUUAACCGCAAAAAUAUGUUUCAGGUUGUCCACUCUGAGAAGUCUCUGUACGUGCAAGCAGGGAACUGUGUAGAGGCCAGUGAGUGGUUGGAGGUCUUGGGCCAGGUCAGUCGCUGCAACGAGGGACGCCUGGCCACCUUCCACCCAUCACAUUACACCGGUGGAGCCUGGCAGUGCUGCAAAAACCAGAGUAACAACGCGCCAGGUUGCAAGCCCUGCACAACUACCAUGCUGGCCAACCUGCAGCUUGACAUAGACUGUGAUCGGGAAACAGAGAGAAUUUUCUCCCUUCUCUCUUCAAAUGACACCAAACUCCAGGACAUGGAGGAUGCAUGCGCCAGUAUGGCCGUGUACCAGGGACCUCAGCGGGAGCAGGAGGAAUACUCCAAGUUCACCAUCCAGGAACCCAAAGAGACCUUUCAGACACUCAAACAGCUCCGCAAUGUCAUGGAGGAACUUCAGAGGCAGCACAAUAUCAGGAACGACACCACAGCGCAGUACGGCAGCCUGGACAACCCGAUAGUGGGGAAAACCUCCUAACCACGACGGGCAGGUGUGGCCUGAGACGACCAUACCAGCAGGUGUCUAUACACCAGAAAGAGCAGCGUAGUGACACACUGGUGUCUUAAAGGAGCCCCGGGAGUUGUCCUAGCCAGAACGGCUGCUGCAUGUCCAGGAGAAGAACAUUUGAUUCAACCUGACCUCCAGACAUCAUGACUCCACUACAGCAACAGGAAGUGGAUGGAUUGUGAGCUUUUCCAGGAUCUCUCCUCGUGUCCACGUGCCUCACUCCCCCCCCCCGCAGGUCCCUUAUAAAGAGACUCUUGUCUUAAUUUAAGUCCUCUUUUUACGUCUCCAGCUGUAUGAAAAAGGCAUCAUUAGAUGGAGUGUGAAUAGGCUGCUAUUUUUUUUUUAUUCACCCGGUUUUAUAUCAACAGCUGUGAUGAUACUCUCCCAAUCUUUUAACAUUUUGCUCCGUCAUCUUUUUUAGGAGCUGAUUGAUAAUCAUCACCUUUCUGGAGGACCAUCCUCUACUUGUGCCCAAGUAGACUUAAAUCUUUCUCCAUUCUUAGUGUCCUUUCUCCUCUGAACAAAUGUGUAUAUAUUUUCAGAGUACAGUUGAGUAGAUGAAACCGAUCUGCCUUACUUUGAUGGAUGUUUCUUUCACAUUAAAUGCUGAGGGAAUAAUGCAGAAGCACUUUAAACAUUUGGAGCAAUCCAAAUGAAAAUUGAUUAGAUACUUGGUAUCAGCUUCCCCCCUUUUGAUCAGUUACAUGAUCUUGAGUACAUUUUUGUUUCAUUCCUGUACAAUAACAUGAUAGCAAUGAUAGCCUGUAGUUUUUAAGAUAUUUUUCUUGACCAAAGAAAAUUUCAUAGGUUUGACUUGAAAAAAAAUUAAUGUAUUUUGAAUACAAAUGUUUUAAGAAUGGAGACACACACACACACACACACACACACACACACAUAUAUAAAAAUAAUUUUAUUAUAUUAUAUAUUUGGUUUAUGUGUACGUUUUUUGCUAACAUAUCCUUUACUUUUUAGUGACUUUAGGCAAGCAGAUUGCAUGCUUCAGUUUUGAGUCCUUAUAGCACAUGACUGUGGUGUAGAGUUGUAUUUUGCUGUGAUUGUGAAUCGUAUUGGUACGGUGUACAUCAGAUCUGUGCUGUCACGUCGAGAACAUCACAACAUAUCUGUAGUUGUUUAUGUAAGAAAUGAUGGAGGAACUGCAGAGAGGAAUCAACGAGAGUAACAAAUGAGCCCUGUUAUCCCUAAAUUAAUAUCGACAAUCACGGCAACACAUUAUGUCCUUAUUUUUCAAACCAACAGUACAGCAUAGCUCCAGCUGUUGUACUUCAUGGUUUACGAGAAUUUUUUUGAAAUGCGACGUGCGGUGGCUUAGAGUUAAAAGUUGUGUUUUUAACCCUUCCACAGCUGUUGGUCGUAGAACUCCACUGCCAGAACAGUUAAGAAGAGUCUGUGUAGUAAACAGGUAAAAACAAAAAAAUUAUUAGCCCAAACUCGUUUUGGGCGACCCAUAUCCUCGACAAGUUUUUUUUUCCUAACAAUCAAAAGUUGCAGAAGUCGCACUGCAUCUGAUCAAUAUACAGUUAUAGAAAAUAGUCUAUAAGCUGUCAGAGAAUUUUUGGCUGAUUUUUGAACUAUUCAGUUUACUAUACAUUGUGAAAUGGAUACAAUACGAUACUGAAACCAAAACCUCAAAAUUUUAGGUUGCAACUUUUUUUUUUUUUUUUACAUUUUUGCUGUUUUUCUAUCAGUUGACUUGUUGAUUAAUCAACAAAUAAUUUUUGCGCUGGAGAAAACUGGUGAAAAAUCAAGCUUUGAUUCAGUCCUGGUUUUGUCUCUUUGUUUCCUGAAAUGUUUUCCAUCAUUUGCCCAUUUGAACAAUGAAGUGUUGAAAAGAUACAAAAGAAGCUUGAAUUUAUUUUAAUUACAAAAGUUGAACAUUUAAUGUUGAUAAUACAGGGUUAACUGUGUUUGUUUGGUUUUUUUUGUUUUGUUUUUUUUGCUUGUGGAAAUAAGAUGUUUUGUUGUUGGUCCGUCAUAUAUUUCUAACAUGCAUGUCUUGUAUAUUUAACAAUAUAUUUUUAUAGGAAAAAGUUUUUGUAUCUUUUUUUUAAACACUGAUUUAAUGUGUUGCUAUACUGGUACGGUACCUUGUUCUUUGUCUGCAGCACUUCUUUCAGGCUGGCCGCUUCUUGUUUUUGUCCCAUUACUGACUGUAUGUGGUCGUAGCUGCUGCCAAACCUCUACUUUUCGAUAGCUUAACCAGAGUUACUCAAGUGAAAAUUGUGUGUGUGAUGUCCCACCGAGCUGCAGCUGGCACGGAGUGAGUAAACUGCCUAAUCAGAGCCAAAAUACAAAUGUAAAAUGAUCAAUUUUAAGAAAUCGAUCAUUGGAUGAUGUGUAUGCUUGUGAAAAGUGUUCAGCCGGACAAGGGUUGAAGAAAGAAAAACUACCAAAUUUCAACAAGAAUAUCUGGAUCUGAAUCUGAACUAAUCAGAGCAUAAAGCUAUUGUUAUAUACUGUAUAAGCUUGCAUGUCAACUCCUAGUUUUAAUAAGAGCCGAUAAAACUAGCGGUUGACGUCCUCUGGUGUGCUCAUUCUCAUUUGAACGUGAACAUGUUUUGGGUUUUUAUUUCCACUCACUUGUUCACUGAAUUAUGCUUUUAUCUGCUAUUAAUAAGUAUUUUCUUCCAUUUGUUUUCCCCUUGUCCUGAAAUAGUAUAGUUUAUGGACGAAAUUCAUGUGGAAACAUACGCAGUGACCUGCUGGUAGUUGAAGUGCAUUAGCACAGCAGUCUUCUUGACUGUCACACGUUUGCCUGUGGCCAAAAUGCAUAUUGUAACAUUACCACACUGAAAGGGAAAUAUUCAUAUUUGGUUUGAAUUAUCAAGUGUAUAACAUCAGUCAAGGAAGUAACCAGCUUGCACAUCUGAUGUGGAUUUGGGAGCUCUUCAUAUUAAUUACGGAACUGAGAAAGAGUCAAGGUUUAUGCAAGAACAAAAGCUGAUUUCAGGGUCUGUAAUCCAAGUUUUCUUUCAAAGCACGACAACAAUAUCAAAAUACAUUUCUUUCCAAAUACAGGCAUACAAUUGCAAAACAAUCUUGUUUUUCCUGCCGAUCGACUUAUAUUUGUUUUGUAAGAGGUGGAGCAGCGUGCAAGUACAAAGACUUUGAAUGAUUUUUUUUUUUAAUGUAAAAGCUUCUUUUUGUCCAGUGUACAGUCUGUAGUGCCAGAAAGCAGAGGGCAUCUUCACAUCUCCAACUCAUUUCUUCUGAAUAUCUCCAUACUGCUUUAGCACAGUGUCUGAAUAUGAAACGCUUUAUUUUCAAUACAUGGUCUUUUCUGUGUCCAUUUGAAACGAUUUA
Messenger RNA from Xiphias gladius (swordfish), 5889 nucleotides. RefSeq names its product RAS p21 protein activator 2 (gene rasa2). The coding region runs from base 70 to 2538 and encodes 822 amino acids. The transcript has 24 exons. Gene Ontology annotation, biological process: intracellular signal transduction; regulation of GTPase activity. NCBI's taxonomy places the organism in Eukaryota, Metazoa, Chordata, Actinopteri, Istiophoriformes, Xiphiidae. The record is from RefSeq and is a predicted model, not a curated record.